GUCAUCUGUUCAUGGAUGGUGGAGCCAGGGGCAGUUGCAGGAGCAGAGUCAGGCGGUCAAGCUCAGGAAUGCUCUCCUGGAGGUCACCAGGUCCUCCGGGACCCUCGGAGGAGUGUGGAUUUUGGCGCAGCAGAGCCGUGGUCGGUGGAGCUGAUGUGUGACCACUCCCUCCGCCCAGGAUGGUACCGCUUCCAGAUCUCAGACAGCCCUGCGGAGAUGCCAAAGGCGUGUGUGGAGGUGAACCGCUGUGGUACCCAAGUCCCUCUCUGGUUAUCCCUGAGAGAAGGCGAGGCCCUGCCACUGCCAGGGGAGGCCAUGCAGCUGACAGCCUGUGCCUCCUGGGAGUUCUUUGGUGCUGCCAAGGACUGCUGCUUGUUCCGGAUUCCUGUGACCGUGAGGAACUGCGGACCCUUCCUGGUCUACUUUCUGCAGCCCACCCAGGGCUGUAUGGGGUACUGUGCUGAAGCUAUUUCUGUCCCAACAUCACCAACGUGUGGCCCUGAUGGAGCAGAUGUUGGCAGUGCUUGUCAAGGUCCCCCUACUGUCACAUCACCUCCCUCCCCUCCAGGAGCCCCAGAGGUUGAGGUCAAGUUGAUGGCAUCCAAGAUCUUUCUCCAGUGCACCUUUGAGGGGUCCCCCACAAACAUCUCCCAGGGAUUUGUCAUUGCUUGGUCCAGACUUUCAUCAGAAGGACUCCGAGAGGAACUGAAAAAGGAGAUCACAGUGGAGGAGUUCUCCCUUUUAGAACUUGAUGGCGUAAACCUUAGGCUUGGAGACAGGAUUUUCUGUAGUGCAUCCGCCUUUUUCCGGGAGAACCCAGGCAUGCAAAGCGUGGUCGUCGAGAGUAGAGAGUUCUUUGCCGGCAUUAAGCUCAGGCCAGAGGUAAGCACUAUCUUGGAAGAUGGACAAGAGUACCAGCUGAGGUUAGAGAGCACGGUUCCCGUUCUUUGUCCUGAGCUUGGCCAAGGAUGCAAAGUCUCGUUGACACUGAAAACCAUUGACCAGGGCGAUGAACAACGAGGUUUCACUUUGGCUCUUUCUCGUUGUCAAGUGGACCUUCCUGAGACAUCAUCUUGUGAGAACGGCACCUGUAGCCAGGCGGUUAUUUAUUUCACAGCCAUAAUAGACUUUGCACGAGAUGGAGACAGAGUUACUGAGAUUGCUGUGGAGCCCAUCAUCAGUGAGAAUUUCCUGUGGAGCAGCUACGUUCCUGAAGGCACACAGAUCAAAGUAAAGGACCUUCCCACGGCCAAUUGCUAUUCGUUUACUGAUCCUCAUAUAAUCACACUGGAUGGGAGGCAUUAUGAGCACUUCAAGACUGGAACUUUUGUGCUCUACAAGAGCAUGUCCCGAGAUUUUGAGGUCCAUGUUCGCCAGUGGGAUUGUGGAAGCCUUCAUUACCCAGUGUCUUGUAACUGUGGGUUUGUGGCCAAAGAAGGAGGUGAUGUGGUCGCAUUGGACAUGUGCAAUGGCCAGCUCCAUGAGUCACAGCCCUAUUUAUUUGUGAAGAGCAGAGACCCCACCAGCAAUAUCAAGAUUAGGGAGUCUUAUUUAGGAAGAAAAGUCACAAUCUUCUUUUCUUCCGGAGCUUUUGUUCGUGCCGAUCUUAGCGAAUGGGGCAUGAGUUUGACAAUCCAGUCUCCUAGCUCAGACUACAAAAAUACCCGGGGACUUUGUGGCACCUUUGAUGAAGAACCAGACAAUGACUUCCAUGACAAACAUGGAGCUGUGAUCAAGGACCGUUCCAGUCCAUAUCUUGUUUUUAUUAAUGAGUGGAGGAUAUCACCAGGAAAGAGUAUGUUUGAUAAACUUCCGAUUUCUUCGAAAUCUCCUGGAAAAAUCUCCUACUGCAGUUGUGCAGGAGACAAGGCUAGAUUCUGGUCUGUCAAUCCUCUGGAUAGGCACCCUCAAUCAGAAGUCAUGUCAGGCUGCAAUGACAGUGAACAUGUCAGGCGUCCUUCUUUGAUACCAGAACUUGACAUCACUAUGGAGUAUAUUAGUGCUGAUGAACUGGGCAGAAGUUUAAAGAAGCGUUCAUUGAGAGAAGAAAAAACUCCAGGUUCCCUUUCUUUAAGCCAAGAAAAAUAUGCUAAUCUAACAAAAGUAGAUUCCAAAGGGUCCAUUCAACACAAGAGGGACAAAGGGAAAAUAGCCCCUUUGGAAGUCAGGAGACGUAUACAGCAUUUGGGCCACCAUCUCCAAGAGAGACGACCUGUCCAAAACAGGCAGAAAAGACAACAUUUGCGUGAAUCUCCACCCACGUUUUCUUUCCCCAGUCUCAGCCCCACUGACCUGGAAGGAUUAAGCUAUUUUUUUCCCGAGGACCAUGCUACGGAUACACACCAGGAGUUUGUACCCUCAUGGCCCACACCUUCUGGGCUGGUGGAAGCCCAUGUGUUGGAAGCCUGCCAUCAGACCCUGGCUAACUCCAGCAUUGGAAAGUCCUGUGCAGAGUUUCUUGGUGAGAGAAUAGACAGUGUUGUUGAGAUGUGUGUGAAGGACGUGCUGUUAAAAGACGACCUUAGCUGGGCAGAAGCAGGUCUGGCACUCUUAGAAAAUGAGUGUGAGAAGAGAAUUUUGGAAGAGGGAAAGUACAACACAGAAGACUAUGGCCAAUCCAUCGGAGAAAUUCUUCUCGUGUUAAAGUGCCCCAAUUUGUGUAGUGGACAUGGACAGUGCGUGGAAUGGGGCUGUGCAUGUUUCCAAGGCUUUAGUUCCUUUGACUGCAGCGUCUUGUCUGACCAGCCUCCAGAAAUUACAGAGCUUGAGAAGGCUGGCUUGUGUGAUGUUCAACUGGACAGCUGCAGGACAGUGGGAGUUUUUGGUCACGGAUUCAGAGAGUCACCAACAAUUAAAUGUGAAAUGGCCCAGAAGCAGUAUAACAGUAGCCAAGGGGUCCUUGGAGCACCUGUAUACACAGACACCAUCUUCCACAACAGCACAUUUGUCACUUGCCAGCUGCCUGCCCAUGUCCAGAAGUUACCCACAAUGGACCUGAGGGGGGAUGGGCCAACUGCAAAGUGGCAAGUCAAGGUUUCUAAUGAUGGCUAUCACUUCAGUAAUCCCCAGAUUCUGACAGUCUAUGAUGGCGCUUGUCAGACAUGUGACCCCCAUGCUGAGGGACGGUGUAUAUUAAAGGAAAAGCACUGCUACCUCGAUGGCCUCUGCUAUGGGGAGGGGGAGUCCAGCCCGACGAGCCCUUGUCUGCUCUGCAGAAGUGGCCUCUCCCAGUGGAUUUGGUCCAUCUCCGAAGACAACCGACCCCCCGUGUUCCAGGGUCUGCAGGAAAGACUACAGACAUUUUAUGGGGACGACUUUGUAUACCCGUUGGUGGCCUCAGACCCAGAAGGCUCUGCCGUCUUCUUUACCCUGACCUCGGGCCCGGAGGGAGCCAGUGUCUCUCCCAUGGGCAUCCUACGAUGGAAAGUCCUAUCCCAGAGUGCCCAGACAUUCACCAUCAGCGCCGUGGAUGACUGCAAGGCCGAGGCCAUAGUGACCAUUGAGGUGUCCAUGACGCCCUGUGACUGCCUGAACGGUGGGUCCUGUGUGCCUCAGGAGGACAUCCCCCGAGGAGGUGGGCUCUAUCGAUGUUCUUGCCUGCCCGGGUUUGAAGGCACCCGGUGUGACGUGGACAUUGACGAGUGUGAACCUCACCCCUGCGGUCCUGGCCAAUGCAGGGAUGUCAUCGGGAAUUACUCCUGUGAAUGCCCAGUGGGGUGGACAGGGCACCUCGGUGGGGCGCUGGAGAGCACUGGGCUGGGAGUCAGCAAGUUGGGGCCCUGGGCAGGUUCUCUCUCCCUCAGUCCCUCAGGCUAUAAGAUGGGGAUGAUUAUCCCACGCGCCUGGAGGGUUGUGGGAGCCCAAAGUCAGAACCAGGAGGAGGCAGAUUUGGGCUCCAGCAAGGGCCUCUCAAUGACGAGCAAGAGCCGUCCCAGUGUGGAGCAGGCACCCUCCACUCCAGACUUCCGAGCAGAGGCUGCAGACGUCCCGAGGAGCCUAGAGCUGUGUUUACAUAGAGAAGCCGCAGGCACAAAUUGCCAGGAAGACGUGGACGAAUGUAGAUCCAGCCCCUGCUUGCCCAGAGGACGCUGCAUCAACGUCUUUGGUUCUUACCAGUGUGUGCCGUGUCCCGAAGACCUUCCCGACGCUGGGGACACGUGCCACGACUCUGCCCCUCUACGGCGCUGCCUGGUGACGCUGCCUCUCCCCUUCGUCUGGGAGAUCUCGGGGCGGGUGUCCACCAGCAGUCUUCCAGGGGGUGCAGGCAGGGGCAGGGUGGCAGGAGCCUAUCCAUCCCUGCCGUGCCCCCCUCCCUGGGCCCCUGGGCCUGUCACGUGCAUCGGGCUUUCCCAGAUCCCUCUCCUUUCUAGGCCCAUUGUGCCCAGGGUGACCUGGGAACACUUGGGGAGGCCAGCACCUGGACUUCUGGGCAGUGUCUGCAGUCUUGUUUGCAGACCCCCGGGCUCUGCAGCAGUGCGUCCUCUCAGUCCGUCUCUUGGGGACUGUCCUUGCACCAACGACAUCUUCCAGCUCAGUUCGCCAAAUCCCACGUCCCAUUGUGGCUCCCCUUCACUGAACAUCAUUGUCCCUCCUGUGUUUCCUUGCAGAGCUUUGGAGGAACCCCCUUUUGAAGCACUUAAGAGAGAGCACUGGGCUGUUUCUGCAGAGCAGGGGACGGGAACAGCCUACAUCCUUUCCAGGCAGCUGGGGUUUGGGGAAUCUGGUGAAAUCAGGGCCAUGGUGGCAGCUGGAAAGCUGAGAGGGAAACCAGGAGCCUGCGUGUGGCUCACCGGAGAUGUCUUAGAGAGGGGUCUGGACCGCUUAGACAUCAGCCAGCCCACCCUCUGGGCUUGCAGACAAGGCCAGCAGCUCAUCCAGGGACACCCAGGGCCGAGGAGCAGGGCUGAUACCAAGCACUCCGAGGUUACUGCCCACGCUGCCUCCCGUGCUCCGUCGCUAUCUCCUGCUGGCUUUGGGUCCCUCGUGUUCCUAGCCUGGCUGCUAAGACUGAGGAGCCAGGUGGCCUUCCCAGUUAGCCGGGAGCCCACGGACAAUGAAAACAGCAGACGCUCGGCCGUGCCCGUCUAUGGCCCGUCUGCAGAGCCAGCCGUAGGAAGGGCUUGGCUGAUCCUUCCAUUGGAAGCAGAGCCAUGCUCCCAGCUGGGCCCGGAGGCUCCCUCUGCAGAGCUGGCCUCCCUUGGGUUCUGCAGGCCUUUAGCCACCACACGAGAGAAGGCUUUGGCCUCCCGGGAUGAGAUCCAGUUUGCAGAGCAGACCUUUAAGGAGUGUAGACAGUGGCUGGACAUGCCUGUCCGGGCUGGGCACCUGACCCUGCCCACGCCUGUAGGAAUGGGCCUGUCCUCCGCCGGCUCUCCUCACACGUCCUUGCGUGACAUUGUCAUGCGGUUGCCUCGUCUUGUUAUCAAGUCUUACAUCACCUCUGCUCCCCAGGGAGCAGAAGACACAGCAUUUAAGCCAAGGUCCUCUGAGCAGCCCUGGGUGCCCACUGUCACCAGCUUUGCUCACCUUCUACCAUCUACUGAAGAAUCCACGGCCGUGACCAGCCACCCUUCAAGGGUGUCCCUGUAUCAGUCCUUUGUGGCUCUGGGGGCUGCCCGGCUCUCCGUGACCACAGCUGUAGAUCCCGACCUGACUGCCGGCAGCAGCCUGGACCUGAGGCAAGCGCCGGCUGAGGAUGACCACUCCCUGAGAACCAGCCCAGACCCUUCCCUGGGUGAAACGAGUCCCAUCCAAACGCAGGCUGGAGCCUCCUGGACCUCGAGCAGCCUCCGGCAGGAGCUACUGGGAGCUGGUCCCAGCACAGCGUCCACACCGCCAGCGAUGCCUGAGAAGGACCAGAGCUCAGCCAGCCCUGGAAGAGCCAAGCUGCUCACCUGUGCCGACUCCCCCUGCUUUCCGGGUGUGCCCUGUGCGUCUGCCCUGGACGGAGGCUUCCGGUGUGGUCGCUGUCCCUUGGGUUACUAUGGAGAUGGGGCAGAGUGCAGAGGUAGGAUGGGCCAUCAGUGGGCUCCACUUCCCCUCUCCCAUUCCUUCCACCUUAUUAAGCACCUACUGAGUCUGUUCGGGGGAGGGUCGCAGGAAUUCAGAAGACCGCGCUUGUGUCUGGAGCACAGUGCUCCUUCCCCUUCUCCUCGAUGCCCAGGGCUGGCCUUCACCCGGGGCACUCUCUCCCUGGUGCGUCCCAGAUCCCUGGGGAGGCGGGCUCUUGAGGUGAUGGGACCCCCUUUUAUAGGGGAGAAGCUGAGUUUCCAGAAGGUCGUACAGCUGGUUCCUGCGUGGGGCUUCAUUACUGGUGGUCCCUACAACACGUCCCCCAUUGACACAUUGGACUCAAUGACUGUCCCUCUGGGGAAGCCUGUUCCAUCUUCGUGGCCUUUGCUAGCACGGGGAACACGUUGUGUUCUGCUGGUCGUCCCCGUGCAACCUGACCCGCAGGCUGGGGGCACUGAAGGCUGGUCUGGUUCGAGUCACUGGGGAGACCCAGACCGCUCCAGCCAUGGCCUUGUAGACCCCUUGGAAAAUCUUGCCAGGACCGACCGCCACCAGAGGGCCCCGGCCACAGCUUCUGGGUUUCGUCGCUCUGUCACCAGGCAUGCACAAAGGCCAGGGGCACCUCCAUUGACCUCAGAGGUCAUCUGGUACACCCCUCUUUGGACAUUGAGCUCCUUUCUACUGGAGAAAAGUGAGGCUCGGAAAGGGAGCGUAGUUUGCCAAAGCCCCUCAGCCCAGAAACACCAGCUUCGGGCCUCACCCAUCUGCGGGCACCCCUGCGGCAGGGGCAUGGAGUGCGUGAGGCCCAACGUCUGCAGAUGCCGAGCUGGCUUUUCCGGCCCCAGCUGCCAGACUGCUCUGUGUGGCCCUGGCUGUAAGAACAGCGGGAAAUGCGUCAAGCCCGGGGUCUGCCAAUGUCUUCCAGGCCGUGGUGGAGUCACCUGUGAAGAAGCCCACUGCAGCCCGCCCUGCCGGCACGGUGGGACGUGCUUGGCUCAGAAUCUCUGCACGUGUCCCUACGGCUUUGUGGGACCGAGGUGUGAGACGAAGGUCUGUAGCAGGCACUGUGAACAUGGCGGGCAGUGCCUCACCCCGGACGUCUGCCAGUGUCAGCGGGGAUGGUUCGGCCCUACCUGUGCCACAGCUUUGUGUGAGCCAGCUUGCCUCAACGGUGGCGUCUGCCAUAAGCCAAACACCUGCCUCUGCCCACCUGGAUUCUUCGGGUUGAGGUGUCAGAAUGCGAUCUGCAAUCCUCCCUGUAAGAAUGGCGGCCGCUGCAUGAGAAAGAAUGUCUGCUCCUGCCCUGAGGGGUACGCUGGACGGAGAUGCCAGAAAAGCAUCUGUGAGCCCACGUGCAUGAACGGAGGCAGGUGUGUGCAGCCCAGUGUCUGCUCCUGUCCGUCUGGGUGGCGAGGGAUGAGAUGCAAUACAUACAUAUAAUUGUGUCAGAAUGGGGGAGAAUGCAUAGGCCCGAGCGUGUGCCAUUGUCCUACUUCUUGGGGAGGAGCCUGCUGUCAAACAGCCCUUUGUGACCCGAAGUGUCUGCAUGGAGGCAGAUGUGUCCUCCCCAACACGUGCGCCUGUCGGCCUGGCUACGCUGGAACCCUGUGUGAGAAGAAAGGCCCAGGCCUGACACAGACGCAAGGCCCCCAGUGAAAAACAGAGACUUGGAGG
This is a messenger RNA of Vombatus ursinus (common wombat), 7686 nucleotides long. RefSeq names its product von Willebrand factor D and EGF domains (gene VWDE). The transcript is spliced from 41 exons. The record is from RefSeq and is a predicted model, not a curated record. Lineage: Eukaryota; Metazoa; Chordata; Mammalia; Diprotodontia; Vombatidae. Gene Ontology annotation, molecular function: calcium ion binding; signaling receptor binding. Gene Ontology annotation, cellular component: extracellular region; cell surface. Gene Ontology annotation, biological process: anatomical structure development.